UACUACCCUACAAAUGUAAAAGAUAACCUUAAAUUUUGUUAUUUUAUAUUUAUGUAUUGAAUUAACUUAAACUCAAAACAUGUUCUCGCACAACAUAAUAAAUUGUACAUGUGAUUAAAAUUGCUGAAAUUAUUUCAAAUGCUUGACAGAUAAUAUAAAUACAUAUGUAUUUUUUGAUUUUUGCCAUAUGUAGUUAUGUACAUUGUUUGUGUUGUGACGAUGAGCCACAUAAGAAGGGUAUUGUCUGUUAUUCACCCCAAGAAAUAUAAAAAUAAUUUAAGUUUAAGAAGUGUCACAUCAACGAGUAAAAUAUAUAAAAAUUUUUACAGUAGUUUGCCGUCUAAAAGUAAAGAUAACUUUGAUAUUGAUUUAAAAAUAAAUGAUAUAUCUUUAAACAAUUACAUUAAUAAACUCGAAAAAGAAUAUAAAGACAUUUGCAAAGAUGAAAAUUACUCUAAAAAUUCGAGGUGGAUGGAAUUGCAUUCAGUAGUACAAAUUUUGAAAGAACGCCAAACAUUUGUGGAAAAUAUUAAUAACUUGAAAGAAUUGUUACAAGAAAGUGAUACUGAAAUUAAAAAAUUAGCUGAAGAAGAGAAACUCCAGUUUGCAGAUAAAAUUAAAGAAAUUGAUGAAAAAUUAGUAGAAACACUUUUGCCAGUUAGUAAGGAAGAUGCCUGUAAUGCUAUAGUUUUAGAAGUUCAAGCGGGAGUUGGUGGACAAGAGGCUAUGUUAUUUGCAAAAGAAAUAUUUGAUAUGUACUGUAAUUAUGCGGAAUAUAAAGGUUGGGAGCUGCAAAUUGCUGACUAUCCUACUACAGACAUUGGUGGCGUGAGGCAUGCAGUAGCUUUAAUUAACGGACCAACUGUUUUUCAACAUUUUAAACAUGAAGCUGGUAUUCAUAGAGUUCAGCGUAUACCUGUUACUGAAAGAACAGGUAGAAUUCACACUAGUACUAUAUCUGUAACUGCUCUCCCUCAACCCACAGACAUACAAGUAAAUAUUAAUCCUAAAGACUUAAAAAUAGAAACAAAAAGGUCCACAGGGGCCGGUGGACAGCAUGUAAAUACCACUGAUAGUGCCGUUCGAAUUACACAUUUACCAAGUGGUAUAUCCGUUGAAUGCCAGGUAGAUAGAUCUCAAAUAAAAAAUAGAAAAAUGGCUAUGGCAAGAUUAAAUGCUCUUUUAUAUCAAAAAGAAUUAGAUAGUCAAAUUGCAGAAACUCUCGCAACAAAGAAGAAUCAAGUAAGGAAUAAGAAUCGAAAUGAAAAAAUCAGGACUUAUAAUUACAAUCAAGAUCGUAUUACUGAUCAUAGGCUUACUGGUUCUAACAUUCAUAAUUUAGAAGUUUUUUUUGAAGGGGGCGAGCCUUUAGAUCAAUUGAUAAAAAAACUAGAGGAACAGGAGAAGAUGGAAAUUUUAUUAAAUAUAAUUAAUAGUGAAUAAAAUUAUUGUAUUCAUUUCCUUUAAUCCCCAAUCAUUAACUUUAAAUUGUAAAAUCUUUAAAAAAAUAUGCAUCGACAAUUGAAUAAUUGAAUGCAAUUUAAAUUAUUUCCAGUGGUUAAUGUUUGUGAUUUGUGGUUCUCAAAAGUAUU
Anoplophora glabripennis (Asian longhorned beetle) is the source of this 1592-nucleotide messenger RNA. It is a transcript of the gene mRF1, whose product is annotated as peptide chain release factor 1-like, mitochondrial. Bases 196 to 1443 code for a protein of 415 amino acids. The transcript is spliced from 2 exons. Lineage: Eukaryota; Metazoa; Arthropoda; Insecta; Coleoptera; Cerambycidae. The record is from RefSeq and is a predicted model, not a curated record. Gene Ontology annotation, biological process: translational termination. Gene Ontology annotation, molecular function: translation release factor activity.